Molecule: messenger RNA, 1323 nt
Organism: Peronospora farinosa
Lineage: Eukaryota; Oomycota; Peronosporomycetes; Peronosporales; Peronosporaceae
Source: the annotation of a GenBank genome assembly
AUGAGCACUGGAGGCCGCCGACGCAGUCGUAGUCCCCCUGUUAAUGCAUGUGAGAGCUCGCCUCUUCUGCCUCCUGGUAGCAUCUCACUCAAUUACAACUCAGACUCGGCUGUCUAUGACCGCAAGGAGGAAGAGAACGGCAAUGGCUCGCGUCGUUACUUUGACGCCAGCAGCGACGAGGAUGACGACAGCGACGAGCUCGAGAAUUUCAGCGAUUUGGACCGGCAAUUCUCACCCCCUACCUACCGUCAACACCCGGACUCAUUCCGUCAGAUCCCGAGAGCCAAAUGGCAUGGCCUUGGGACACGCAGCAAGUUUAAACGAGGAGCCCCCAAGCCCCUGCCCACCCCGGGGACGGUGAGUCAUACGACGAGACGCUCACGCAUGAGGACAAUUAAAAAGCAGUUGAGAGAACCGCCCAGCGCAUCAAAGCUUAGAGUGUCCGCGUACUGUACGUGUGACCAAUUGCAGCUGUUUAAAUUGCUCAAGUGGCUCGAGAGAGUUGAAACAGGGCAAUUGCCGGGAGGAGAGCUACAUCCUGAUGGAUGGACGCACAAAAUGUACAUGGGUGCGAUACAUUCGAGCUGUGUUCCUGCCCCAGAUCAUGUGUUAGUGGUGCCAUUUCAGCAGAAGGACGCCUUCUACUUUGCAACGGGGUGCGCAGUCUUCUGGGGCUUGACAAGAGCCGAGGAACAGGCGCAUCUGGUUGCGCUAGCAGUAUUCUCAGUAGGACCAGUGAAACAGGUGGAGGUGGAGGACAUGGACUACAUGUAUGGUGAUUCAAGUAUCAUCUGCAACGAUGCCAUUACGCUCAGUAGUAAUCGCGCGUCUGAGAAGCUGGCGGUUUCUUUCGCCAUGGCACAGUCAUCGAAACUGGACGUCUUUGAAGAGCGCGUGGAGGAAACGAUUCGUGAGACGAAACAUGUGCCACAGAAUCUUGCGGCGACAGGAUCGAUUCAGUAUUCCCAGGGCGACAUCUCCAAGCUCAUCGGCCGGUUAUUCAUCGAGCGAAGCGAUGUUAAUCUGAACUCGGACAUGCUGGAUGAGCCGGACUUCUUCUGGGAGGAUGACGAGUACGAGCCGUUGUAUAAGAAAGUGAUGAAGUAUUUGAGCGUGGAUAACCGUGUCCAGAUCCUCAACACGCGUUUAGACAUCCUUCGUGAACUGCUGGACGUGCUAAGCCAGCAACUGGCGCACCAACACGAUACGAAACUGGAAAUGAUCGUAAUCUGGCUUAUCGUCGCAGAGGUCGCCGUGCAAGUCGUGUGGAACAUUCUCAUAAAGGAUAUCCUCGGUUUCUUUCCGCACUCCGACACGGAAUAG